Messenger RNA from Lycium barbarum (goji berry), 1997 nucleotides. Its product is annotated as TGACG-sequence-specific DNA-binding protein TGA-1A-like. Gene Ontology annotation, biological process: DNA-templated transcription; regulation of DNA-templated transcription. Gene Ontology annotation, molecular function: sequence-specific DNA binding; DNA-binding transcription factor activity. The record is from RefSeq and is a predicted model, not a curated record. The transcript is spliced from 9 exons. Bases 418 to 1539 code for a protein of 373 amino acids. NCBI's taxonomy places the organism in Eukaryota, Viridiplantae, Streptophyta, Magnoliopsida, Solanales, Solanaceae.
AAAAUAAAGAGAGUGGGUGUAUAUCACUCUUAUAUUAUAGUAGUGGGAAUAUGACAAGUUAUCAUCCUAAAAUUCUAAUCUUGAUUUCACUGUAGACACCCAAUGAUACAUAAGCUAAUAACACUAACAUAUUUAUAUAUAAUAUCUGUAUCUAUAUGGAUACCAUUAACUCCCUUUUCCAGCUUACCCACAUAGAAUUAUAUAUAUGUAUAUAUAGUGUAUGUGUAUAUGUGCAGUGUAAAUUAUAUUAAGUUGAUGGUGCACACCCCAGAUUAUAUUUUUUUUGGGUAAUAUCAAGAACUGUUAAUAGUAUAGUAGGAUUUUUCUUUCAUUGAUUUGAUUCAAGAUUGAAUCUUGAUAAGACUUUCUUCAAGUAGAGCUGAGAAAUUGAGCUGUUGGCUAUUAAGUCCAUGCACAAUGAAUUCUUCAACAUACACUCAGUUCGUUGCCUCAAGAAGGAUGGGUAUAUGCGAUCCGAUGCAUCAAUUGGGCAUGUGGGAUGAUUUCAAUAGUAGUUGCCCUAAUACAGCGGCAACCAUGAUUUUUGAAGUUGAGAAAUGCCUGGAGGACCAGAUACCGAUGAUGGAUAAAAGACUAGACAAUGAGACAGAAGAUACUUCGCAUGGAACAGUAGGGACUUCUAGUAGAUAUGAAGCCGAAACAAGUAAACCGAUCGAGAAGGUACUUAGACGUCUUGCACAAAACCGUGAGGCUGCUCGUAAAAGCCGUUUGCGGAAGAAGGCCUAUGUUCAGCAGUUAGAAAAUAGUAAAUUGAAGCUGAUUCAAUUGGAACAAGAACUAGACCGGGCCAGAAAACAGGGUCUGUAUGUAGGUGGCGGUUUAGAUGCUAGCCAGCUAAGUUACUCUGGAGCUGCUAGCUCAGGAACUGCUGCAUUUGACACGGAGUAUGGUCACUGGGUGGAAGAGCAAAAUAGACAAACAAAUGAUUUACGGAAUGCUCUGCAUUCUCAAAUUGGUGAAGCGGAAUUGCGCAUUAUUGUUGACGGUUGCCUGAACCACUACUUUGAUCUCUUUCGCGUGAAAGCUACGGCUGCUAAAGCUGAUGUCCUAUAUAUCAUGUCUGGCAUGUGGAAGACAUCAGCAGAACGCCUUUUUAUGUGGAUUGGGGGGUUUCGGCCAUCCGAGCUUCUAAAGGUUCUCACACCACAUCUCGAACUCUUGACAGAACAACAACUUCGGGAUGUUUGUAACCUCACCCAAUCGUGUCAGCAAGCAGAAGAUGCCUUGUCGCAAGGAAUGGUAAAACUCCAUCAGAUUCUUGCUGAGGCCAUUGCAGCUGGCCGACUAGGUGAAGGAAAUUACUCUCUUCCGCAGAUGGGGCCUGCCAUCGAAAAGCUGGAAGCUCUUGUUAGGUUCGUAAAUCAGGCAGAUCAUCUUCGCCAAGAAACACUCCAACAGAUGUCCCGCAUCCUGAAUACGCACCAAGCAGCUCAGGGCUUACUUGCCUUGGGGGAGUACUUCGAACGACUUCGCGUUUUAAGCUCACACUGGGCUGCUCGUUUUCGUGAGCCUGCAUAAUGAAGCCCGAGAAGAUCCUUUAUACACCGUUCUAGGAGUUUUGCCUUCAGAAAUGAUACUGUGUAGUGUAAGCUAAAAUCUACCACUUGUUCAAUAAAUCUUCUCAAUAUGAAUAUAUUAGUUGUACAUAUCCUCUGCUGUACCGUGACAUGGAACAUCGCAAUUGCAUUUUUCUUUUCAUUCACAUUGGUUUGGCUACUGUAAACCAAAAGGUCUGGAGGGGAUCUCGAAUUACUUGUCCAAUGUCCGAGGAAAGCUCACAUAAAUAUUUUGUGAUUUUUCCUCUGAUUCAAGACUCUAUAGUGGUAUUACGUUACCGAGCAACUUUUGAACGUGUUGGAGAUGAGAAAUUGCUGUAAAUAACAUACGUUGCGGAACAAUGGCAUUGCCAAUAUCAUGUUGUGAUUUCUCAUGAGAAUUAUGAAUUUUAAAGAUUUGCAUCUAAAUAUUUACCUUUA